AGAAAGUGAGCAAGUAGGUGCUAUGCAUGGCUGAAAUGCUCAUACACUGUAUGACUGCAAAUGUUUCACUGGAUUAUGAUACUCAAUGCCAGGGUGCCAUGUGCGGAUGCAAAUAAACCACAAUGCUGCUCAAAAAAUCUUAAAUUCAUUGCGCUAAAAACAGCACACGUAGCUUUUUAUAAACAUAGAUUUAUUGUAAAAAGAGUCAAGGUUAUAUAUACUACUGUAUAUUAGAUCAUUAGAUCAAAAGAUGCUUAAUUAUUUAUUUUCGACCAAAAUCCAAACUACGAAAGCAUGUGUUCACAUUUGUUUUGCGAAUUUGUUUCAAUGUCUACCAGUGUGGGAGCGAUAAAGUUUCCCAUGCCGAAUUCGCCCAUAUCUAAGCUGGUCAUUAAAAUUCGCUAUGUUGACCAACAGAACGUUGCUUAGUUUGAAAGUGACCUUUUUGUUCCGCUACAUUUCUCUGAAAUAUCACUAAUGUGACCGCACCUUCAAAGUUAAAAUUAAAACCCGCAACGUACGAAUGUUAAAAAAAAAUAAUAAUAAUAAAAAAGAUAACCAUACUUAAGUCACAAUUGUGUGAUAUGAAACCACAACACUAAAGACUGCAAUACACUACUUGACGUCAAAAACACUGAAGAGGUUUAAAAAUAUUAGGCAUCACACACUUGUUGACUGUAAAUUGUUACAGAGGAAAAACUGUCCGAUGGAGGAUCACACACUAACAGACCAAGUUGUUCCGAAAACAAUAAACUCAAGCAGAAACACGUGCCUUGUUGCUAGGAGAAACGUGACCAAUGAAAACGUGUUUUCAAAAAUAGUCUUUUCCCAUUAUGCAAUGUUUUAUGAAAUCAGCAGACUGGCUCUUUAAAGAAUCUUAUACUCCACCCUGUCAUAUCUUAAAGAAAUAAACUUGAAACUUUGAAAUAUAAAGGUUUUUUAAAACAGGCUAUAGGAACAAGUUUGGUUUUUGACUUCAAUUUUCAAAAAGAAUUGCAGUAUCUUUAUAAUAUCAUUAUUGUAUCGUGAGCCAAAUAUCGAAAUCACCAGAUCCUAGCUGAUUCAACGUUGCAUUUAAAUUUGCAUAGACUUGUUUACAAAUUCAUUUACAUUAACCAAGAGCAUUUUCCCUCAUUUGUUUAUGAGUCUGUAUCCAUGUGUAUGUGUGCUUUUAUCAGCCCUGAGAGAGCUGCAGAGUGUGUAUUGUCAUCAGCUGUAGAGCAGGUUGAUGCAAAUAAGCGCGUGCGAGAGAGAGGUGAAAAUAUGAAUUUGCAUAUUGAAGUCAUGUUUAAUAUUCAGCCUGACAGAAAUAGAAAGAACCGAAGAGAAGGAAAUAUGAGAUGUAUUUUAUAGAGGCCAUCUAAAAAAUGUCUCCCUGGUCUACAAACUUCAGCUGAAGUGAAUUCACGCUCUUGUCUGGAGUGUGUAUUCGAGUGGGCCUGAUCUCAGUGGUUAGGAUUUGGUUUGCUUAAUGAGGUGAGAAGGUAAACGUCAGUGUGCCUGUGCGUGGAGAGAAUUGAAAACGAGUGUGCUGAACUGGACACUGUUGUAGGAGGAAGGGAGAGAGAGCGGUUAGGAGGGGUUUGGACGUUCUAAGAACUCAUCGCUACUUCUCUGCAGUCACGGCCAGCUUCCUGUUCAUGUCACUGUCGUCACAGACCACAGUGAUUCUUGCUGAUGCUGUCACAGACGCAACUCGAUGUCCAAGUCAGAAAAACACCUUUAAAUUUGACAUUAAGCUUCAUGCACCUAAACUACACAGCAGCUGUGACUUUUACAGACUGUUAACCUGAUGUACAAUGUUGUUGUUCUCUUUGUGUGACUGAAAAGAUACACCGCAAAGCAGAGAGACAGAGUUGCUUAUCUACACUUUAUAACUGUCUCUCUUCCUGUGACAUUGAUGGCCUGAAUACUGACACCUACUGUAUAUAUAGUGGCAUAUAUCAAAACACAAUCCUACAUAUAAACUUCAACAUACCUGAUCUACCGGUAGGGCUUGCAGUGACACAUGUACACAGGCCUGUCCUGGAGACUUCAAGGGGAACCCGUCGCUCUCAGCAGGAAGUCCCGUCAGGAUGGAGGAAGUGUGAUAAAGAGCAGAAGACCCGUGCAGAGGAGGAUGACAUGCCCCAUUCCUCAGGAUAUCAGCAGGGCUCUUCAAAAUCCAUCGGCUCAUUCUUCUUUCCGCUCUGCCAGCCUGGAUGAACUCAUCCUCCGCUGCCUCCACUGCUUCGACUCAGAUGGGAAGCUGAUUAGAGGGAUGCAGCUUGUCCAUAUGACCCUGAUGAUGCAUAACUGGGUCGUACCAUCACACAUCUUCGUCCAAAAGCUACUUUCUCUGGAUUGUCCUGCAGAGAAAAGGGGACAGAGGCGCCUACAAAUCUGCCACUUCAUCAGGCAUUGGAUUAAGCAGUUCCGAAUCAUGUUUGAGGUGGAUCCCCUGUUAGAAGAAGUCAUAAGAGAUCUCUGGGCUCUAGUCAGGAGUGAGGGGACCAGUUCACCCAAUCAUCUCUUCAUUACACCAUACAUUAAUCCUCCAGUGAAUGUUUCCCAGACUCCCUCUCCCUCUGUGAAGAAGAGGAAAGUGUCACUACUGUUCGACCACAUGGAACCAGAUGAGAUGGCUGAACACCUCAGCUACCUGGAGUUCAAAAACUUCUGCAACGUCUCAUUUCUGGACUACCGCAGUUACGUGGUCCAUGGCUCUGUGAGGUAUAAUCCGGCGCUCGAGCGCUCUGUCAUGCUCUGCAACGGAGUCUCCCAGUGGGUCCAGCUCAUGAUCCUCAACAAACACACCUCACAGCAGCGAGCAGAGGUCUUCACCAAGUUCAUCCAUGUAGCACAGAAGCUGAGAGCCCUACAGAAUUUCAAUACUCUGAUGGCGGUGAUAGGAGGUCUGUGUCAUAGUUCCAUCUCUCGGCUCAAAGACACAGCCAGCCUGCUGUCCUCUGAUGUCACAAAGACUCUCAGUGAACUCACAGAACUGCUGUCGUCGUACAGCAACUAUUCAAACUACAGGCGCUUGUACAACGACUGCACUGGAUUCAAGGUGCCCAUCUUGGGCGUUCAUCUUAAAGACCUGAUCUCCCUCAACGAAGCGCUACCAGACUACCUUGAGGACGAUAAGAUCAACCUGGGGAAAAUGCAGCAUUUAUACAGCAACAUUAGUGACUUGUUGGCCAUCCAUGACUGCACCCCACCGUUUGAGGCCAACAAAGACCUGCUGCACCUGCUAACGCUCUCGCUAGACUUGUGUUACACGGAGGACGAGAUAUAUGAGCUCUCCUAUACCAAGGAGCCCAAGAACCCCAAAAUUCAGCCCGUAGCUCCAGUGAAGCCCCCAGUGGUAGCCGAGUGGGGAUCAGGAGUGACCCCGCGUCUGGAUCCCGACACCAUCUCGAAACACGUUAAACAGAUGGUGGAUUCUAUCAUGAAGAAUUAUGACUUGAACCUGGACGGAUACAUUUCUCUGGAAGAUUUUGAGAAGAUCGCUGCGAAUUUCCCCUUCUCUUUCUGCACACACGAGAGCGAUAGGGAAGGAGAAAUCAGUAGGGAGGAAAUCACUUCAUAUUUCAUGCGUGGGAUGUCGGUGUGUGCUAAGCUUGGCUUCAACCUCCACAACCUUCACAACUUCCAUGAGACCACAUACAAAAGACCCACAUUCUGCGACACCUGCGGAGGAUUUUUAUGGGGAGUCAUAAAACAAGGCUACCACUGUAAAGACUGUGGUGUAAACUGUCAUAAGCACUGUAAGGAUGUGGUGGGAAUGGAGUGUAUGAAGAGGUUCCAGGUGACCAGUAGCUCUUGUCCCUGCACCCCGGGCCCUGUAUCAGGGCUCCACACUAAGGGCAGCAGCUGGAGUUCUGAAGAGGAAACAUUUGUCUUUCCUAAUGGAAACGGAUCUGAACACUCCAAGGGCCAAACUUCAUCAGACAGCGACGCAGAGGCAGCCACACUAUCAGACAGGUCCACUCAAACAGACCCAGGAGUUUGGACACCGGUGGCCAAACGGAAAGAUCGCCUUUCUUCCCAGAAAAAACAUCCACCCCUUGAAAAGAGUGCUACGCUACCAGCAAGGGUGCGAGGUUCAUCUGCCCCUAGUUCUCUCCUACAGGAGAAAAUGGAUGAACUGAAGCUGAACAAAGAUAAACGAAAGGAACCCGACUGAACUAGUAUGUGCAUGCGGCCGUUUGUUUGUGUGUGGUGGAACUGUUAAAUACACUGGACAGAAAAGACUGAAGAAUAUGUCCUCAUCUUUCUCGCCAACUGUCUUGUUCUAUUGUCUUCAACAGAUUGUUCAUGACGUUCAUUAAAUGUGAUGAAAUUCUAGUCAGAAGGAAUUUUAUUUAAGGAUUUAAAGCUCUUUAAAACCUUGUUGGUGGACUUGAUUGGUAAGAACUCUCUAUGCACCAGCGUCAACUGCCAGUGAAGACCAGAUCAAUGGACUUCACAUCUCCACAAGUGCUCAAAAGUGGACUGCUACAUCUUCGAUCUCACUACCACUCAUCUUUAUAUGAGACAGAAGAACUAUCUUACCUUUAUCACGGAGAGCGAGUACAAAACUGUUGCCUUAAUAUUCACACUGAUGGAAAAUAUACACUGUGAACAACUGUAUAGAACUUGAACAGCAAGAAUGUACCUCCUCUGUUAAGGGACGUGAUUUUGGUGCUGAUAUAAUACCCAGAAUGCAUCACUGUGCCUUAUGUAAUGAACAAUUCAUUGAGUACGAGACAAAGGGUGUUAUAUCACUGUUUAGAUCAAACAAUAGUCUUGUCUCAGUUCAAAAUGAUCACAGUCUGCUUUGUUAGUGCUCGUGUCCAUUCAUGUAUUCGAGCACGAGCAUUAAUGAAAAAGAGCGGGAGAGUGACAUUAAGGGUCAGUUCAAACAAACACUGUGGACCUAUUUUAAUUUGUUUUUCUAAUAUGUUUUCUGUUUGAUCUUUUGUCAACUCCAACUUGAAUGUCUUGUUUUACUAAAUCUUGAGUUUAGGCUAUAGGUUUUUAUUUAUUGAGGAAUGAUAAAGCUUAAGUAUUUUCCACAAAGCACUGUCUGAUGUGAUUAAAAUAUGAAUGGAAAAGCGA
This is a messenger RNA of Carassius gibelio (silver crucian carp), 5082 nucleotides long. Its product is annotated as RAS guanyl-releasing protein 1-like. The coding region runs from base 2009 to 4168 and encodes 719 amino acids. Gene Ontology annotation, cellular component: plasma membrane. The transcript has 17 exons. Gene Ontology annotation, biological process: positive regulation of GTPase activity; Ras protein signal transduction. Lineage: Eukaryota; Metazoa; Chordata; Actinopteri; Cypriniformes; Cyprinidae. The record is from RefSeq and is a predicted model, not a curated record. Gene Ontology annotation, molecular function: calcium ion binding; guanyl-nucleotide exchange factor activity.